Fibroporia radiculosa is the source of this 3219-nucleotide messenger RNA. RefSeq lists its product as uncharacterized. Lineage: Eukaryota; Fungi; Basidiomycota; Agaricomycetes; Polyporales; Fibroporiaceae. Bases 1 to 3219 code for a protein of 1072 amino acids. Gene Ontology annotation, molecular function: protein binding. Gene Ontology annotation, cellular component: catalytic step 2 spliceosome. Gene Ontology annotation, biological process: regulatory ncRNA-mediated post-transcriptional gene silencing; negative regulation of RNA catabolic process. The transcript has 8 exons. The record is from RefSeq and is a predicted model, not a curated record.
AUGUCUGCGCCAUCUUUUUCCUCGUUCCCUCCUUCCUUCAGCUCGUUUCCGGAUGUGGGUCCUGGACCAAGCAAACAGCAAGCAGAUCCAAAACCUGACAACUUACAGCUAUCAAAGGAGCAGAAGAGAAAGAAACGCGACGGAAAGCAGGAUGAACAUGACCGUCAAGGCCCUUCUAGUAAGCGUAAACGACAUAUGAAGGGACAGAGCCGUGGCUCGCGUGAGAGCCACAACCUUAGCGAGGAUGGCGAUAUUGUUAGUAUUGAAGGCGGUAUGCCAUCUGGUAGCGAUGGUCUGCUAGAAUCAACAACGUCUAGCUCUCUAUUUUAUUUCACCGAUCGCAAGGGAGAUGCGUUGAACCUGCAAUACGGGGGUUUGCAUUCGGGCAGUGUUCCUCGAUAUUAUUUGGCUGCCCGGGGUAAGAUGAUAUUGGGUUUAAAUCCUUUAUGGAGAGUUAUACACCGUGGACGAAAAGGUGUCGAGAUUGCUGCUGGUGGGAGGCGUAAGAUGCAUGCGCUAACCGAUCCGAGUUCUCGACAUCUACUACAUUCGGCACCUACGCGCAUGUUGCGUGCGUCCAGGGAAGACAAAUAUCAAUACGACGAGGCUGAAGGAUUCUUGCCUUUGGUAUCAAAGAGUGAUCAGGCAACUAGUCAAUUGUAUAGAUCCAUUAUUUCCAUCGAGGGUGAAGACAGCGACUCGGACGCGUCUACAACCUCUCAAGGAGACAGCUCAGAUAAUGACUCGGAUUCUGUUCCUAUGUCUGCCUUACAGGUCACGCUCAAGGAAUUGGAAGAACAGCUUACUGCGGAACCUUCGUCUGUAGCAUCGUGGUUAUCACUCUUAUCUUAUACACUCUCCACCGUCCCCAUCGCCUCCAAAAACGCUAGGAAAGCUCGUUCAGAAAUUUCUCUUUCAGUCCUGUCUCGGGCAAUUUCUGCGCAUCCUAGCAAUCUAUCUUCGAAAUCUCUCCGACUCCGAUAUCUGAAGGCGGGCGAGGAGGUUUGGCAUGAAAAUAAAUUGGAUGCAGAAUGGGAAGAUGCAUUAAAAGUGGGCGGCGUCGAGCUUUGGAUGGAAUGGCUCGAGUGGAAGAUCAAAAAAGGUACAAAAGGUGUUGAGACCAUGGUGGCAGCUGCAAGUCGUGCACUCUUCUCUCUCGGCGAGGACGAGAUCGGGAAGCUGCGUGUGUUAUGGAGGACUGCUGUGGGUCUUUUGAACGCAGGUUACGUGGAACGCGCCGCUGCGCUCUUCCAGGCGCAGGCGGAGUUGACUUACAAGCUACCACCUUUAAUGGAUACACAACCAUUUGACUGUCAGCUUGACUCCCUAGAGGAAUUUUGGGACUCUGAGGUUCCGCGGAUUGGCGAAAUUAAUGCCCAAGGGUGGGAUAAGUGGGUAAUUUCUACCCAUAAGCCGAAUAUCCCACCUCCUCGAACAACAGUACGGCCCCCAAGUCUCAAUGCUGACCCCUUUCGUCGCUGGGAAGCGUUGGAGCGGUGGUCAGAUAGUGUCCAUCGCCUACCUUCUCGCUCCGUUCACGAUUUUGCCGAUAUCGACCCAUAUUCUGUCGUUCUCUUUUCCGACAUACGCCCACUUCUCGUGCGGAUCGCGAGCCCUGAUGCAAAAUGCGCUCUUCGUUUCAUAUGGCUUUCUUUCCUUGGCUUGCACGUUCCAGGCUUUCUUCGGACACUAUCUGCCAACCCGGAUGACAACAUGGAUGACCGUUGGGCAUAUACCCACUUUGCACAAUCCUCGUUCUUGGAAUCCAUCCUACCCUCAGACGGUCUUGUCGCCUCGAAGAGAAUUACGGCUGAUUCUCACACAGGUGUUUUGGUAGGGCGGGAGCGACAAUAUACCAAGUCCUUCGGACCGGUGAAGAAUUGGGGAUUCAAUGUGCUGGGGCCAUUCGAUGCGGUGACAACUCACGGCUGGAGGAUGUGGGACCGCGAGGAUGUGGCUGGCGUAGAUCAGCAGAUCGUGCGGGAAGUAUUCGCACAAUGUCGCUUCCAGGAUGAUCCAGAAUGGGACGUGCUUUCUCUCGCUUUCGAAGCUAGUUGCAGUAUGAAAAGCGCUUUGAAGAUUUCAAAGCAUCUAUUAGCAUCCAGGCAAGACUCGCUUCUUCUCUGGGCUUCUCAUGCGCAGUUAGAACGUCUUCGGGGACGUCUAGACGAUGCGCGGAAGAUCUAUCAGACUGUCUUAUCAGCUUCAUCCAAUUCCGGUUCGCCCGAGGCGAUGCAUAUGUGGUGGGAUUGGGCGGAAAUGGAAUGGCUGGCGGGUGGCUCCGACGUCGCCAUAGAAGUUCUGGUACGCUCUACAGCGGGCCAGGGCACGAGCGGAGUCGCUAUUCUGCGAGCUAAACGCUAUCUGCAGGAGUCGUUGGCAAUAACGUCCCAAGAAACCUGGAAGACGCGGGAGCUUCGUCUCAAAAUAUGGGCUCUGCUCGAACUUCUUACCGCAUCCCCUCACUCAGCCUUGUCCGUCUUCGAUACGCAAAUCAGUAAACUCACACCUCAGACUAUAUCACACGAAAGUAUGACGGCCGCAUCAGUGCUGUUUCUCUACAAUCAUAGUGCCGUCUUACGAAAUCCAAUGCCACCUGCCCUGUUUCGUGAGAGAGCGGAGAGAGCAGUCGACCUUUACCCUAACAACACAGUGCUCCUAGGUCUCUUUUUGGAAGCAGAAAAAGGACGAGGCAUAUGGGGGCGGGUGCGUGCUAUGCUCAGCGAGAAUACGGGAACUCCAUUACUGAAGGAAAAAGACAUUAUGAGGAGAAUGGCCGAAACAUGGGUGACAGGUUGGGGGAUCGGUGGAUGGGAAGCAGAGCAGGAGCGAGCACGGAGUGGUCUUUCCGCUGCUGUUCAGAGCGAACGGACGCGGGGUAGUGCCAUUCUCUGGCGGUUGUACGUGGAAUUUGAGAUCAAGAUGGGUCAGCUCGAACGCGCGAAAAGGUUGUUGUUCCGUGCAUUGGGCGAGUGUCCAUUGGUAAAAGGCAAGCAACUCUAUCUGCUGGCAUUUGGACCGCUGCGCUCUGUAAUCAGUGGCCGAGAGUUGAGGGAAUGGGCGGAGACAAUGGCGGAGCGUGGUAUUCGGAUGCGAAAUGGGCUAGAGGAGAUGCUGGAGGGAUGGUCGGAGGAAAGACGCGACGACGAUCGUGGUUCGGACGCGGAGGACGAAAUCGAGUAUAAUGCGCGAGAGCUGCGGAGGCUGAGACCGUAUUGA